AUGUCUUUCUGUUCCUUCUUCGGGGGCGAGGUGUUCAAGGACCAUUUCCAGCCGGGCAUCUACGUCUGUGCCAAGUGCGGCCAUGAGCUGUUCUCCAGCCAUGCGAAGUACGAGCACUCGUCGCCGUGGCCAGCCUUCACCGAGACAGUCCACGAGGACAGCGUGUCCAAGCGCAAGGAGCGGCCGGGGGCUUUAAAGGUGUCUUGUGGCAAGUGUGAAGGGCUCGGCCACGAAUUCCUCAAUGACGGGCCAAAGAGGGGCCAGUCCCGCUUCUGAAUAUUCAGCAGCUCGCUGAAGUUCGUCCCGAAAGGCAAAGCAGACAAGGACCUGAAGGAGAAUUAAGCGAGCUGCUCUACUUGGCACACUGCUCUUGGGCUGAUCCUGCGUUCACACCUUGGGGUGCACUGUCCGGUUCAAGGGGGCACUGGGAACAAGAGAAACCCCAAAGAAGCUCCUGUUUUUACCGGGUCAAUUCCCUCUCAGGGCUGCUCCGAUUUGGGGUGCUGCGAGGAGCACGGGGGAGGCGAGGGGAAAAUGGGGUUGCUGAAGCUCUAUGCUUGCUGGGUGGCGGGUUGUAUGACCUGUGCCUGAGGGUGUUUCAGACGAAUUGGGGUGCUGCAAAGGCUACAGCUCUUCAUUUUACCCACCCUUACCCCCUCCUCAACCGUCUGUUCUCCCCAGCGUCCUCGCCUCUGCUGGUAGCAGCAGAGUCCUUUCGGUUUUGUCCACUAAAGCAGCUCGCGUGCCUGCGGUCCUGCCUCCGCUGAGCUCUGGGGCGGUUUUGCUGUUGACUUCAGCCGAGGCAGGACGCCCUGCAGAUCCCAGCCAGGAGGGGCCGAUUCUGCCGUGGCACCGAUGCCAUACAGAGUCGCUCCGCUGGCAUUUCCAGGGAGUCACGCUGGAUUAGCCGAGGUCAGAGUCUGGGUUAAUCUCUGGUGCUAUUGUGGGCUGGGAUCAUGGUAUGAAUUGCCCUAUAUAAACCCUUCCAGGGUGCUAGGGCAAGGAUGAUUUUAUGAUCCCGCUAGAAAGCAUCCAGGUAUUUUACCCCUCUGCCCAUCUUGCACACAGUAGAGACAGUUCUAGAUUUCCCACGUCCUCUGGGCUUGAUUCUGACUUGGCCUUACACCAGAUUUAUCACUGUGCUAUGUAUGAACUCCAGUGGCACUAACGGUUCCUCCUCGCUGUACGCUGGUGCAAGGGAGGCCAGAAUCGGGCUCACGGGCUGCACUUUGCACAACUCAGGCUUUAGGAAUCAUGUCUGCGUUCCCUCUGUGCUCGGAAGGGCUGGGACACUGAUUUCUCCUUAAUUCAGCAUCUGAUUCGUGGCCUUGCCUCCCUGUCCCAUAAACCAAAUCCUCUGAAAUCAAUACGCAAGGAUUUUUGAAGACGGCAAAACCUUUUGCUGACCCGUGGGUCUGGUGGUGCGGCUCUAGUGCAAUGCGUGGGGGGUUUGGUGAGGCUGCGCUGCCGGUGCUGUUACGGUGCAGCUGCGCUCAGGGGCACGUCGCAUGCAUUUUGCCUCAAUCCCGCGUUACGAUAAGAAGUGCAACGCGCCAGCUCAUUACCUGGAGCUCACUGCUGGUCUUGUACCUCUUUCAAUACUGAAAAUAAAGCACUGAUUCACUGUGU
Gymnogyps californianus (California condor) is the source of this 1629-nucleotide messenger RNA. RefSeq names its product methionine sulfoxide reductase B1 (gene MSRB1). NCBI's taxonomy places the organism in Eukaryota, Metazoa, Chordata, Aves, Accipitriformes, Cathartidae. Gene Ontology annotation, molecular function: peptide-methionine (R)-S-oxide reductase activity. The record is from RefSeq and is a predicted model, not a curated record.